UCGAAUGUGAGUAACAAAAAACCCUCCGAAAAAAAGAACAGUUCCGGAUAGGGUUUUAGCCUCUGGUCUCCAAGCAAUCUCAAGAGCUUCUUCUCAACGAUGAUCACCAUUUCAAUGGCGCUCAUUCACCAAGUCUGCUCGCCGUCCGUCGCACGUGCAUUACGCCCUCGCUGCGUCGCUGCCGUGCCCUCUCGGAAGUCCUCCACCUCCAUAUCCCCUCCCGCACGGGCUUCUCCCGAAUCUCCAAAAGUGCUCAUUGGCUUGUCGGAGGAGGAGCUCCAACAGUUGGCCGUAGACUUGGGCCAGGAGAAGUAUAGAGGGAAGCAGCUCCACCAGCUUAUUUACAAGAGGAAGGUCAAGGAAGUCGAAGAGUUUACCAACUUGCCACUGGCAUUCAGGAAUGGUCUUCAGGAAGCUGGAUGGAGAGUCGGCCGUUCGCCUGUUUACCAGUCUGUUACUGCGUCCGAUGGGACCGUGAAGUUAUUGCUUAAGUUGGAUGACAAUAGGCUGAUUGAAACAGUUGGCAUACCUGUGGAAGACAAAAACAGUAAAGGGUCAGUUCGCCUUACUGCUUGCAUCUCAUCACAGGUUGGCUGCCCACUGCGCUGUUCUUUUUGUGCCACUGGAAAAGGAGGGUUUUCUAGGAAUCUUCAAAGACAUGAAAUUGUCGAGCAGGUAUUUGCAAUUGAGGAAAUUUUCAACCAUAGGGUGACAAAUGUAGUAUUCAUGGGAAUGGGCGAACCGAUGUUAAACAUGAAAUCAGUGCUUGAAGCGCAUCGAUGCUUGAACAAGGAUGUUCAAAUUGGACAAAGAAUGAUUACAAUUUCUACUGUGGGCGUUCCUAACACAAUUAAAAGGCUGGCGUCUCACAAACUUCAGUCAACAUUGGCCGUCAGCUUACAUGCACCAAACCAGAAGCUUCGGGAGACUAUUGUGCCCAGUGCAAAAGCAUAUCCUCUAGAAGCAAUUAUGAAAGAUUGUCGUGAUUAUUUCCUCCAAACUAGUCGGAGAGUAUCCUUCGAGUACGCCCUUUUAGCUGGAGUCAAUGAUGCAGUAGAGCAUGCUGUAGAACUUGCAAAGCUUCUUCGUGAAUGGGGAGGUGGCUAUCACGUGAACCUGAUACCUUUCAAUCCCAUAGAAGGCUCCGAGUAUCAGCGUCCAUACAAGAAAGCAGUGAUGGCUUUUGUAGCUGCUCUAGAGUCUCACAAAAUCACUGUAAGCGUUCGUCAAACCAGAGGCUUGGAUGCCAAUGCAGCUUGUGGUCAGCUAAGAAACCAAUUUCAAAAGAACCCUUUGCUCGCCGACACCGACAGUAGCCAGUCUGAAUCAGCUGUAGCUGUUGCAUGUUGAUGUAAAAGUUCCCAGUCGUUUGCUAUGUUGCAUAUACCCGACCCGAUCCUUCUCUAUACACCUAAAGGCUGGAAGAACCAAUUUUUUUGUGGGGCGAAGGCACCUCAAGGAAAGCUUGAUAGAGAUGGAUAUGAAGGAUGGAGGCAGGCAGCAUAUCCAGGUCCGGAUGGUGCAUUUAUGAAAGUAAUCUAUUAGGGGUAUACCAAUGGUGGCUUGGCUUCUAAAUCUAAAUCAGUAGUCUCUAAGAAAGAGAGCGACAAAUCUGAAAGAGGCACGUGUUUACCUGCUUAUCCACUGCCUGGAAUUCUGCUUGGUAAAUGAUUUCGUUGCAUAUUUCCUUUUUGAACUUCUUAUUUGUGUAAGGCUAUCUACUCCCUGUUUAUUCAUAGAAUAUAUUUUGGUUCAAUAAGAUGUCAUUUAUUUAUAGU
Messenger RNA from Cucurbita maxima (winter squash), 1778 nucleotides. Its product is annotated as probable dual-specificity RNA methyltransferase RlmN. Bases 100 to 1350 code for a protein of 416 amino acids. Gene Ontology annotation, biological process: tRNA methylation; rRNA base methylation. The record is from RefSeq and is a predicted model, not a curated record. The transcript is spliced from 10 exons. Lineage: Eukaryota; Viridiplantae; Streptophyta; Magnoliopsida; Cucurbitales; Cucurbitaceae. Gene Ontology annotation, molecular function: RNA methyltransferase activity; iron-sulfur cluster binding.